GUUCCGCGGCGGAGGCCCAGGGCAGCGGCGGCGGGACGCGCUCCCGGUGGCCGCCAUGGACGUGACCGGACCCGAGACUGACUGGCGCAGCACCAACUUCCGCCAGAAGCUCGUCAGCCAGAUUGAUGAAGCCAUGAGGAAAGCUGGUGUUGCCCAUAACAAAUCUAGCAAAGAUAUGGAGAGCCACGUGUUUAUGAAGGCCAAAACAAGGGAGGAGUAUCUUUCUCUUGUGGCCAGGCUCAUUAUCCAUUUCCGAGAUAUUCACAAUAAGAAAUCUCAAGCCUCAGUCAGUGAUCCGAUGAAUGCCCUGCAGAAUCUCACUGGGGGUCCCGCAGCAGGGGCGCCUGGCAUGGGCAUGGCUUCCCGAGCUCAGGGGGCACCAAUGAGUGGCAUGACAGGCCUUGGUCCAAUGGCACAGCAGAUGAGUCUCCCAGGGCAGCAGCAGCCUCCUGGAACCUCAGGAAUGGCCCCUCAUGGGAUGCCUGGUGUCUCUACAGCUACUCAGCAGACCCAGCUUCAGCUUCAGCAAAUAGCUCAGCAGCAACAGCAGCAGCAGCAGCAAUUCCAGCAGCAGCAGGUGGCCCUGCAGCAGCAGCAGCAGUUCCAGGCCCAGCAGUCAGCCAUGCAGCAGCAGUUCCAGGUGCAGCAGCAGCAGGCGGCGGCCGCUGCGGUGGCGCAGCAGCAGCAGCAACAGCAGCAGCAGUUGCAGGCUGUCCAGCAGCAGCAGCAGCACAUGCUGAAACUGCAGAUGCAGCAGCAGCAAAACCAACAGCAGAUGCAGCAGCAACAGCAGCAGCAGCAGCUGCAGCGGAUUGCUCAAAUGCAGCAGCUGCAGGCAGCACAGGUCAUGCAGGCACAGCAGCAGCAACAGCAGCAGCAGCAACAGCAGCAGCAGAUACCACAACAACAGAUACAGCAGCAGCCACCUCAGCAAGUCAUGCAACAGCAGAUGCAACAGAUGCAGCAGCAGCAACAGCAGCAACAGCAGCAGCAGCAACAACAGCAGCAACAGGUUGCUCAGGCACAACAGUCUCAGCUUCCACCACAGUCCCAGCCUCAGCCCCAGCCCAUGGUGUCUCAGCCUCAGGCAAUCUCAGGACAAAUUCCCAGCCAGGUUAUGCCUGUCACUCUCACACCACAGCAGUUAAAAGCUAUGCAGGUAAGAGCUCAGCUGGUCCAGCAGCAGCAGCAGCAGGCAGCAGCAGCAGCAGUGCAGGCAGCUCAGGCCCAAGCUGCUCAGAUGGGAGCUUCAGGGCAGAUGAUCACCGCACCCAUGGCCCGAGGUGGGAUGCAAAUCAGACCACGGUUCCCGCCUGCCCCCGCGGUGCCGGCUACACCUCCAAGCUCCGUGCCCUUGGGCGGACAGCCAAUGCCACAGGUCAGCCAGAACAAUAUCACCAUGAUGUCAUCCCCAUCCCCUGUCCAGCAGGCUCAGACUCCCCAGUCCAUGCCUCCACCACCACAGCCCCAGCCAUCUCCUCAGCCAGGCCAGCCAACUUCUCAGCCAAACUCAAAUGUCAGCUCUGGCCCUGCUCCAUCACCCAGCAGCUUUCUCCCCAGUCCAUCUCCACAACCAUCACAGAGCCCAGCAGCUGCACGAACACCUCAGAACUUUAGUGUCCCAUCCCCAGGUCCUCUGAACACUCCAGGAAAUCCAAAUUCUGUCAUGAGUCCAGCCAGUUCUGGUCAGUCAGAGGAGCAACAGUAUCUGGAAAAACUCAAACAACUAUCAAAAUACAUUGAGCCACUCCGGAGGAUGAUCAAUAAAAUAGAUAAAAAUGAAGAUAGGAAGAAGGACCUGAGUAAAAUGAAGAGUCUCUUGGAUAUCCUGACUGACCCUUCAAAACGGUGCCCCCUGAAGACGCUGCAGAAAUGUGAAAUUGCUCUGGAGAAGCUGAAAAAUGAUAUGGCUGUGCCAACUCCACCACCUCCCCCAGUGCCCCCCACCAAGCAGCAGUACUUGUGCCAGCCCCUCCUGGAUGCUGUCCUGGCCAACAUCCGCUCCCCAGUCUUCAACCAUUCCCUGUACCGCACGUUCAUGCCGGCCAUGACGGCGAUCCACGGGCAGCCCAUCACGGCCCCCAUUGCUUCCCCUCGGAAGCGGAAAUUUGAAGAGGAUGAAAGACAGACCAUCCCCAAUGUCCUACAAGGAGAAGUUGCGAGAUUAAAUCCUAAAUUCCUGGUGAACCUGGACCCUUCACACUGCAGUAAUAAUGGCACAGUUCAUCUCAUAUGCAAGCUAGAUGACAAGAAUCUUCCAAAUGUCCCACCUCUUCAGCUCAGUGUUCCAGCAGACUAUCCAGAUCAGAGCCCUCUGUGGAUAAAGAACCCCAGACAGUAUGCAGCCAAUCCCUUUUUGCAGUCAGUGUACAGGUACAUGACUUCAAAACUAUUGCAGCUCCCAGACAAGCAUUCAGUCACAGCUCUCCUGAACACCUGGGCACAGAGCAUUCGUCAGGCCUGUCUCUCUGCUGCGUAACAGCUCACCUCCUGCAUCAUGGAGCCAGGAAGAAACUCUCAACAGCUGGCCUCUUCCACAUGCCACUGGAAAACCACAGUGUGGGGAGGUUACUUCAGAAGAAAGAAAAGCCUUCUGUUGUUUUGUUUCUAGGCUGUCAGGGUCAGUAGAGAACCUGAUGUUAGACUUAGCUCUCAUGCUUUCCAUCUUCUGCCUCUGUGGACUUUGCCAGCGUUUUCAGAUAUACAAAAUGUGUAUAUUGGUUCUCAAGACUGUAUUUAGGGUGAGUUUUUAUUGUCUUCUUAGAGAAGAAAUUAUUUGUGGACUUCCAUCAGGGAGUCUGGUAUAAGAGGGGGUAGGGAAAAAUGUCCUAAUUUGCUUCAAAAUUUGCUCAGUGCCAGUAUUUCUUUCACACUGUAUGUUUUGUGACCUGAUACUGCCCCAGAAAUAAAUGAGCUGUAACUCAAA
This is a messenger RNA of Pyrgilauda ruficollis (rufous-necked snowfinch), 2926 nucleotides long. It is a transcript of the gene MED15, whose product is annotated as mediator complex subunit 15. NCBI's taxonomy places the organism in Eukaryota, Metazoa, Chordata, Aves, Passeriformes, Passeridae. Gene Ontology annotation, biological process: regulation of DNA-templated transcription. The transcript is spliced from 18 exons. Bases 56 to 2479 code for a protein of 807 amino acids. The record is from RefSeq and is a predicted model, not a curated record. Gene Ontology annotation, molecular function: transcription coregulator activity.